Messenger RNA from Culex pipiens pallens (northern house mosquito), 1541 nucleotides. RefSeq lists its product as uncharacterized. The transcript is spliced from 2 exons. Bases 29 to 1495 code for a protein of 488 amino acids. Gene Ontology annotation, biological process: SCF-dependent proteasomal ubiquitin-dependent protein catabolic process. Gene Ontology annotation, molecular function: protein binding. Gene Ontology annotation, cellular component: SCF ubiquitin ligase complex. Lineage: Eukaryota; Metazoa; Arthropoda; Insecta; Diptera; Culicidae. The record is from RefSeq and is a predicted model, not a curated record.
UCGGUCGAGUCAACUUUAACUUUUCAAAAUGGAAUCCGCGCUAGCAUCGAUCAAGCUUGAUGUGGAACAUUGUUCCAAGGCGUUUGAUUUUGUCAAAUUUCCAGAAAAUGUGCUGGAUCAGAUCUUCCAGUAUCUCACCGUGAAACAGCUGCUGACGAUUCGUUCCACUUGUCGCUCGUGGAAGAAGAUAUUUGAUGGAAGUUCUGCAAUGAACAGAAUAGUGCUGGAAUUCCCGGAAAAUUUAGUUCUGGAUCGGAAGUACAGUCCACCAAGCUUGGUGCCAGCGAGAAAUUUGUGUUUUUCAAAGUCGAGAAUAUCUGCAGUGGAUUCAUGGUGGCCUUCAGUUGGUGAAAGACUAAUUUAUCUCAGUGUGAAUGAUUGUCAAAUCUCGUAUGCAAUGCUGCUGAAGAUGUUGAGGCAAUGUCCCAAUUUGAACAGUUUGGAAUAUCUGUGCCCAGCUUAUCCUGCCGCGAGUGUUAGCAUUGGUGAUAUGAAAUUCGAUAAACUGGAACACCUCAAAAUCGAAAAUUCUGCAAUUUUUUAUAUUUUGUAUGAUAUUGUCAAAAUGUGUCCCAAUUUGAAGGAUUUGAAUAUGGUACAGGAAAUAAAUGCCAUGGAAUUAAUUAAACAUGUGGGUGUAUUAAAGGACAUUUUAGCCGAAAUUAAUAUAGUUGGUGUCUCAAAAGUUAUAAAUGAAAUGCAACAGUUCAAACAAUUAAAACACCUUCACAUUGAGAAUGAGGUCUUAAGUGAUCAGACCUUACGAGCAAUUGCUGCCAUCCAUCCUCGUCUUGAAACUAUUACAGUUAAUAUUACAUCAACCGGUACGGUGGAAGUGACCUUUUUAGAAGUUUUAGAAUGUUUGCAAACGCUUUCAAUCAAAUCAAAUAUAGUAAAUCAUAGGGGAUAUGUAUGCAGUAAUCAGACAUCAGUAAAUUUCACUGCAUUGAACGGUAAAAAACUAAAGAAGCUGGAACUUGUCCGCAUUCGACCCACACAUUUAAGCCUCCAACGAUUAUUAAAAGAGUCUUCAAACCUCCAAGAAAUAGUUUUAGACACAUGUCAUUUCCAAGAUUGGUCCGAGAUUUUUUCCCUCGCUGAGAAGCAAAAGAUGCUGAAACGUUUGGAAUUGAACUCAGUCAUUGUUCAAAAUGAUAAUUGUUGUCUCAGCGAAUACUUUGACAAUUUGAAGUACCUGAAGCUGAUCAAUUGUAACCUACCAAAACAACGUUUGGAAACGUUUUUCAGCUUAUGCUCUGAAUUGGAGGGUGUUGUUCUGCAAUCAAUUCAGAGUGUUGAUGACGAUGUUAUUCUAGAGUUGUUGCAAUCAUCGGAUCGGUUGAAAAAGUUAACUCUAAACAUUUGUCCCUCCGUCACUGAUGUCUCUGUAGACCACAUUGCAACUUAUGGGUUGAUGCUAAAACAACUUACGAUUACAAGCUGUCAGGGGGUUUCGGACGAUGCUUUGAAAAAUCUAAAUGUUGCUUCUAAUUAGGUUCAAUAUUGUGUAUCAGAAACUUUGCGAUGAAUAAAUAAGACCU